Messenger RNA from Panthera uncia (snow leopard), 1989 nucleotides. It is a transcript of the gene PSME3IP1, whose product is annotated as proteasome activator subunit 3 interacting protein 1. The transcript is spliced from 7 exons. The record is from RefSeq and is a predicted model, not a curated record. NCBI's taxonomy places the organism in Eukaryota, Metazoa, Chordata, Mammalia, Carnivora, Felidae. Gene Ontology annotation, cellular component: nucleus. Bases 1049 to 1843 code for a protein of 264 amino acids.
AUGUUUGGAUUUGUUUUCUUACCUUCCAUUUUCAUCUUUAUUAAAAUAUUUACAUGAACAGUUUCAGCCUGGAAUUUGGUAUAGGAAGAACGCUGAAAUUGACAUGUCCUUCUUUUUAACCAGGAUCCCAGGUUUCUGGGGAAGGGGAUGGUGAAGUGGGUAAGAGUAUGAAUUUUUGAUGUCAAGCCAGUUCUACCAUUUACCACCUUUUAUCACCUUGGACGAGUGACCUGACUUCCCUGGGCUUCCAUUUCUUCAUCUGUGAGGAGAGAGUAUUUCUCACAGGGUCAAUGGAAGCAUAAAUGAGAUAAUAUACAUAAAAAUGUAUUUGGUGCAUGGUAAGAGCUCAAUAAAUGGCAGCUUCUUUAUUUUUGUGCUAUCAGUAGAGACUUACAUUUGUUAUUCAGGAUCAUCUUGGAAUGGACAUUGAGUUGAUGUCUUAGUAGUGCAGAAUAUCUGCUUCCUUGUUAGGGUGUAAUUCUGUGAAUAAUACAACAUGUCUGAGUAGAGAGUUAAUUCCACGGUUCUUCAGAAAGAAAGAAAGAAAGAAAGAGAGAGAGAGAGAGAGAGAAAGAAAGAAAGAGAAAGAAAGAAACUAGCAAAGAAAAGCAGAAAGGCUUAAAAGGAGUAAUGCACACUCCUCUAUAUUUCUUUGUCCCUUCCUUCCGAAGAGAGGCUCAGGUAGAGGUAUAUGGAUUUGGGAUUUGGGAAUCUUGUACAUCAAGAUAUUCAUAAAGUGGGCGAGGUCAUUGUGGGAGUGAGAAAAGGGAAGGAUUGAAGAUAGACUCUUUAGGGGCAUAGAUCUGUAGCUUACAGGAAGGAAGGUCAGGAAAGACCUGAACCCCACUCAGUGUGGUGCACAGCACAUUAAACCUGAAGUUAGGAGAUCUGGGUUCUCGUCUCGCUUUCUCCAUUUGGGGCUUGUGUGCCUCUAGGCACAUCCCUUCCCUGUUGUACAAACUAGACUUUGUUUCCAGGGCUCCUUGAAUACCUGAGUUUCUCCAUUCUGAACCUACUUGGAAACAAUAACGCAAAUGGAGGUAGUGGAAUGUCCCUGAAACAGACCAGUUGUUCCAUUAUGGAUGGAGGGGAUGAUGGUAAUCUUGUUAUCAAAAAGAGGUUUGUGUCCGAGGCAGAACUAGAUGAACGGCGCAAAAGGAGGCAAGAAGAAUGGGAGAAAGUUCGAAAACCUGAAGAUCCAGAAGAAUGUCCAGAGGAGGUUUAUGACCCUCGGUCUCUGUAUGAAAGGCUACAGGAACAGAAAGACAGGAAGCAGCAGGAGUAUGAGGAGCAGUUCAAAUUCAAAAACAUGGUAAGAGGCUUAGACGAAGAUGAGACUAACUUCCUCGACGAGGUUUCCCGGCAGCAGGAACUACUAGAAAAGCAACGAAGAGAAGAAGAACUGAAAGAACUGAAGGAAUACAGAAGUAAUCUCAACAAAGUUGGACUUUCUCCAGAAAACAAGAAGGAGGUGGAGAAGAAAGUGGCUGUGAAAUCCAUAGAAACCAAGAACAAGUUCUCCCAGGCGAAGCUGUUGGCAGGAGCUGUGAAACAUAAGAGCUCAGAGAGCGGGAACAGCGUGAAAAGACUGAAGUCGGACACUGACCCAGAUGACAAGAGUCAAGAAGCCCCGUCCUGCAUGUCUCUUGGAAGCACGUCCCUGAGCACUCCUUCCAUCCACUGCCCCUCCGCCGCGGUCUGUAUUGGCAUCCUCCCAGGCUUGGGUGCCUAUUCCGGCAGCAGCGACUCCGAGUCCAGCUCAGACAGUGAAGGCACCAUCAACGCCACUGGCAAGAUCGUCUCCUCCAUCUUCCGAACCAACACCUUCCUCGAGGCCCCCUAGCUCCCGUGUCCCUCCCAAGCUCCUGCCCAAGAGUAGACCGGACGGUUUGUUCUGCCUACGGGCAUUACCUCCCUCAGAACUCCUUUGCCUGCUUCCUGUGCGCACCGUGACAUUUUUAACCUCAUCUAAAAAUGUGCCAGAGUCCA